This is a messenger RNA of Phasianus colchicus (ring-necked pheasant), 698 nucleotides long. The record is from RefSeq and is a predicted model, not a curated record. Lineage: Eukaryota; Metazoa; Chordata; Aves; Galliformes; Phasianidae.
CUCAAGAUGGCCGCCAGAAAUGGGGGGGAUCGGGGACCAAGAUGGCCGCUGGAAGUCAAGAUAUCUGGCCUAAGUGGCCACCAGAAGUGGGGGUACCAGGGCCCGAGACGGCCACCAGAAAUGGGGGUAUGAAAGCCCAAGACAGCCACCGGAAGUGGGGUAUCAGGGUUCAAAAUGGCCACCGGAAGUGGGGUAUCAGGGUCCAAAAUGGCCACCGGAAGUGGGAAUAUUGAGUCUUUCCUACUGUCCCCCAUAGUGGCAGUGCGAUGCCCAGCAGCGCUGCAGGACGCCAUGUUGGAUUUGAGCCCCACGCUCCAGGCCCUGGCACAGGCGGGGCCCGUGGAGCUCCUCCCCCAGGGGGCGGGGCCGGAAGUGGGGCCGGAAGUGGGGCCUGGAUGGGUGGGGGCUCCCACAGGGACCGGCAUCCAUGUCUACAUCUGUCUGCAGGACCUGGUGGACCCCCACUCUGAACGUGCCCGGCUCCACGCCCGCACCCUCAACCUCCAGCACCGCCUCCGUGCCCUCACCCCCAGGGGGGAGGACCCCACAUCCUCCUCCCCCCACCAACGCCAGGUUUGCAGCCUCCGUUCUGAGCUCGCCCUCCUCACCCUGGCACUGGAAGCUUUGGGACCCCCCCAGGAGGAAGGACGACCCCCCCAGGAUGGAUAAUGCCAAUAAAAACCCCCAUAGGAAAAGCU